AAGGAUGACCUACUUGAUUUCCUGAGAAAUCUUGAGUUUAAUGUUGAAUGUGUGGAACUAAAGACGAACUUCAAGCACUAUAAGUCGUUUAAGGUAGGUGUGCAGCAAAAUAAAAAAAGUGAAUUAUUGUCUUCUGAGUUAUGGCCGGCUUGAAAUUUGGUUAGGAAGUUUGUGAAUAGGAAAGAGAACAAUUUUCUUAGCCAAACGACCUGUACUAGACAGUGUGAAAUAGAAUCAAAUCCCUCUGGCACUAUUCAAGCAAGUACCUCAUCUUUUAAAUAUGUUGAAAUGGAUCUUGGUAGGAUUGGUAUUGGCUACUUGAAUGUUCAAUGUUUGAGGUCAAAACUUGGUCUGGUUGAACGUUUUUGUGCAGACAGUAAACUAGACAUUUUAUGUAUCAGCGAACAUUGGUUAAGCAGUGAGGAAUGUCCCCAUUAUUCCUUUAUUGAGGAACUGGUGCUGUCUGCUUCCUAUUGUAGAAAAGCUCAUCGUGGGGGUGGUGUGUCAAUCUAUGUGCAGAGCAAUAAGAGGACUAAAGAAAUAGACCAGGGUGUUUUUUGUUUGGACUUGGAUAUUGAGGUGGCAGCUCUUGAACUGGUUGAUGCAUCUACUUUUGUUAUUAGUGUCUACCGUUCUCCAAAUGGAAACAUUGAAAAUUUCUUCUAUAAGUUGGAUGUGUGUCUGUCUAAAUUCAGGUGUACGUCUGGGAAUAUUAUUAUGGGAGGUGACUUCAAUAUAGCCUUGAACUGCAAUGAGCCGGCUACAAGAACUUUUGUGAAUUUGCUGCGGACUCAUGGACUCUAUGUUGUAUCUGAGGUGCCCACUAGAGGAGAUCGCUGUUUAGAUAGCAUUGCAACAAAUAUGGAUUCCUCGAGGUUCAGAGUACAUGUUACCGAUCCUCUUGUUACUGAUCAUAGUGCAGUAAGGAUGACAGCCAACAUCCAUAUGGUGAGUGAAUCUUCUCGGUUUCCUACUUGGUAUUGCCAUUAAUCAAGAGGAGCUAUAGAAGGAUUGAUGAAGGUACCCUCCCUGGAU
This is a messenger RNA of Nilaparvata lugens (brown planthopper), 1035 nucleotides long. RefSeq lists its product as uncharacterized. The coding region runs from base 289 to 990 and encodes 233 amino acids. The transcript has 2 exons. The record is from RefSeq and is a predicted model, not a curated record. Gene Ontology annotation, molecular function: catalytic activity. Lineage: Eukaryota; Metazoa; Arthropoda; Insecta; Hemiptera; Delphacidae.